AUGCAACAAAGCAUUAUUGAGCAGAGCUCUCUUGAGCGCAUUGCCAAGUCUCUCGGUAAGCAAGUAAUCAAUACUGGUGGUGAGUUCAAAGGAAAAAACGAAGCACAAAAAUACAAUCUGUUGCUUCAGAUUCUUCACGAGCAGGACUGGAAGGCGUGCUGCAAAGAAGUUCCACAAAGGCAGCCUUUGCCCCCAUUAGUCCCUCUUUCAGACCAUGAUUUGACAGUAAAAAGACUGCAUCUCAAAACAUUAGGCCAUACAGUAAAGCAUGAUAUCAUUGACAAAGACUAUUCUGCGGCCUCAAAAGAAUGGAAGAAUAUCCCAGAGAAAAACAGGGAAUACUACAUGAUGCAUUUGGAGAGAAGCCUUCUUUGGGAAAGCUUCAAGAGCAACAACCAGACGCACAAGAGAAGAAUGGCAGAGAAGAACAAAACACAGCAAGACAUAAGUGAUUCUUUGCUUUCUUCUUCUGAUAUGUCAAAAACUGGUGAUGUUGAGUCGUCUAUAAUGGCAGAUGUGCUUGUCAAGCCUGCUCGCAAGAGAAGUCAAAGAUCGUAG
Phycomyces blakesleeanus NRRL 1555(-) is the source of this 558-nucleotide messenger RNA. RefSeq lists its product as hypothetical. The record is from RefSeq and is a predicted model, not a curated record. The transcript is spliced from 6 exons. NCBI's taxonomy places the organism in Eukaryota, Fungi, Mucoromycota, Mucoromycetes, Mucorales, Phycomycetaceae. The coding region runs from base 1 to 558 and encodes 185 amino acids.